This is a messenger RNA of Didymodactylos carnosus, 1416 nucleotides long. Lineage: Eukaryota; Metazoa; Rotifera; Eurotatoria; Philodinida; Philodinidae. The record is from the annotation of a GenBank genome assembly.
AUGCCAUUAACGGUCCAAAUGUCAUCUGUUAAUAAACAACAACAAUAUAUAAAAACACACUUUCAACGCCAUUCACCUUCGACACCGACACCUUCGACACAGUCAAAAAGUUCAUCAGGUGGCAGUUAUGGAAAAGAAAGUGUUACUCCAUUAAUCAUGGUGAGAAGACGACUCUUUCGGCCCAUAGCAUCAAAACAAAAACCAUUUUUCCAAGGUAUGCAAAAAACUCAUAAUAUUGAAAAUUUAUUCAAGUUAUACUACUCAAAUGAUACAUACAUUGAUAAUUUUAAUCGACAAAUAGUUACAGGCACACGAAUGCCAACUCACAUUGCACCAUCAGCACGUAUAUCAUCAGCUGUCUCAUCGACAAGCGAUGGUGUUUACAGUUCCAAACAUUGUGUAAGCAAAGAAUUCCAAAGUACAUCCGAUAUGGAUUAUUCGUACGUAGCUGAGAAAGACGAAAAUGUGAAAAACGAGGACUUAGAUGCCGCUACAAAUUCUGAAAAACAAAAUUUACAAAUUCAAUGUCAAACAUCAUCCCCAAUCACACAAACAAAUCCAAUUUCGCGUCGAACAUUAGAAGUACGAAUUGCUACGGAGCAUUCAAAUCUUCAAUCAUCACUCGGUAAACUAUCAGAUAUGAUUGAAACUAAUAAAGAUGAGACUAUUAUCCACGACGAUAUCAAAGAAAAAUCGUUACAAUCCUUUGAUUCGAACCACUGUGAUAUUCCUAAUAAUAAUUUAACCAGAAAACUGAAUAAUAACAACUCUGCGAAAAGUGCAUCAUCAUUUGUUGAUUAUCGAGUUUCAUUGCGAAAAUCAUCAUUACCUUCAACAGCAACGACUGACGAUACACAAACAAGUGUUCAAAGCAAAAAGACAUCAUCUAUUGAUAAUAAAACUAUAAAUAGCGAAAAACUUUUAAAAAAUCGUACAGAGAAUAAAUUAUCCAGUCAUAUAUCGACAAAAACACCAGCACUACUAUCGAAUCAACAGCUUGCAGUCUGUGAUAAACUUAAUCCAAAUGUAACGGUUUCUCGAGUAUCUUUUACCACAUUUUCAUCAGCAAGAAGCGCUUUAAGACAUGGAAAAGAUAUAAUACCAUUGCAGCAUAGAGUAAAAUCAACGAUAUGUUCAAACAAUUCAAAAAGUAGAAGUCGACCUGCAACAAAAACAGAAUUCUUUGAUCCUGCUCAAACAAUAAUUAAUGCACAAAGAACAGUAUCAAUUCCAUCAAGAUGCAGUCAGUACGUAUUAGUUACGUUUCCCGAAAUGCCUGGAAGAUAUAUGAUUCCAACUUACGUUGAACGAUUACUGUUACCACAGCGAUUUCCAAAUCUUUUCAAAAAUAUUGCUAAUAAUUUUGAUCAUGAAUUAUUACUAAACAAUCAAUAUCGAUUAUCAACUCGUUCAUAA